This is a messenger RNA of Eupeodes corollae, 674 nucleotides long. RefSeq names its product 39S ribosomal protein L51, mitochondrial (gene mRpL51). Gene Ontology annotation, molecular function: structural constituent of ribosome. The coding region runs from base 96 to 593 and encodes 165 amino acids. Gene Ontology annotation, biological process: translation. The record is from RefSeq and is a predicted model, not a curated record. Lineage: Eukaryota; Metazoa; Arthropoda; Insecta; Diptera; Syrphidae. Gene Ontology annotation, cellular component: mitochondrial large ribosomal subunit. The transcript has a single exon.
AAUUUUGACACUUUUUCUAUCAAAAAAUAUCCGAUUUUUUCCCAUUCCUUGAUUGGGACUUGGAAUAAACUUAAUCAAUUACAUAAAUUAAAAUUAUGUCCUGGCUAAUUAAUUCUCUUAAAAAAGUAACUUCAAUAAGUCAGCCAUGGUGUGCAGCAGUUACGGCUACAAGACAGCUAUCAUACGCUGAAAGACAAGCGCGUGGGCCCUUGGUUCGCCGACAUGGUUAUAAAGAAAGGAUUCUUCAAGGUGGAUUGCUUCCACAUUGGGAUAACAACCAGAAACUGCCUAUGCCUGACUACAGGCCGAAAAAUCCCUGGGUAGAGAAACGAGCUCUUUUUGGACAAAAUGACUACAUUGAUAUCUUGGGCAAUGACAAUCUACAUCCAACAAAAGUUUUGUAUUCAGUUCCGUCUUGGAUGCGCGGUGUUUCGGGCAAUGAAUACCAGGUUUUGCUUCGCAAGAGGAAAAUAAUGAUGAAGACUAAAUAUCCAAUUGCCAGGCCUACCAAUUGGAAGAAUUUACAAAAGCGAAUCCUGUAUCUUUAUAAAUUCUUGAACCGAAAAACAAAGACUGGUAAUUCCAGACAAUAAACAGUGAAUAUAAUGUAUGUACCUAUUAUGUAGUUGUUGGUUUUUAAAUUACGAAAUAAAAUUUAAUAUUCUUAUUUUAAA